AUGGCUGCAGCCAAGGUGGAGGGGGGCACGUACAUUCUCGAGGAGAAGCUGGAGGGCACGGCCUUUGGUCAGCCCCAGCCACCACGACCGGCCGUGACGCAGAGGCCGGAGGUGCUGGAUGACUUCAUCCGUAACGCUCUCCUCAAGCUCGGAAUGCAAGAGACGCUGGACGCGUUUCAGCGCGAGUGGUACCGGCUGAGCGGCGAAGGGAAGCUCUCAGCGCUCGAUGUCGACCCGGUGCCUGAUAUCUACGUGCGCAACCAGCAGCUGAGGAACCAGCUCCAGGCACUGCAGGCCGAGGCGGAGCAGAUGCAGGAUGUGUCGACGGCCGCCAAGUCGACGUGGGACAGGUACCGGAAGGAGCGUGACUUCCAUCGGAUGCACCACAAGCGGGUGGUGCAGGAGAAGAAGCGGCUUGUCGCCGACCUGCGGCGUCUCAAGAGCCAUUGUGACAGCUAUGAGCCGAUGCUGAACAUGAUGCGCACCAAGUAUGAGACGGCGAUGAAGGAGAAGAUGAUGCUACGGCUGGAGCGCGAUCGGCUCGCAGCAAAGGUGGCGGCGUUCGAGGAACAGAUGAAGCAGCUGGAGGCUGCUCGGGCCUCGGACACGGCGUCGCCACCAGCGGCUGCGACAAAGCGCGGAGCGAGGAGCUCCUCACGGCUCCCUGAUUCGUGUAUCAACCCGUAUCACUCCCGGCCGGCGACUGAGGCGCCCAUGGAACGCUGGGGCCUGUCCAAGACAUUCCAGGCGCAUAAUGCCGCCAUCAGUGCGAUCGCCGUGCAUCCGUCCCGGCCGGUUGUGGCGACCGCUUCGGAUGAUUGCUCGUGGAAGAUGUGGGGCCUGCCAGGCGGCGAGCUCCUCAUGUCUGCGGAGGGCCACGCGGACUGGCUCUCCAGCAUUGCCUUUGCGCCCUCGGGCGCACAGCUUGCGACUGGCUCGGCCGAUUGCUCGGUCAAGAUCUGGGACUUUGCCACCAGCCGCUGCAUGGCGUCGCUGAGCGAGCACUCGCAGGCAGUGUGGGGUGUGGCCUACCAUGACGUGACCGACAACUUCGCCGUCAGUUGUUCGAUGGACCACACCGCCAAGGUGUGGGACCUCCUGGCGGCCAAAUGCAAGCACACCCUGCGCGGACACGUGGACUCGGUCAACUCGGUGUGCUUUCAGCCCUACUCGAACAACGUGUGCACCGGGUCCGGCGACAAGACCGUCUCGCUCUGGGACUGUCGCUCGGGGCUCUGCAUCCAGACCUUCUACGGGCACAAGAACUCAAUCAAUUCGGUGAGCUUUCGGGUGACGGGCGACACCAUUGCGUCCGGCGAUGCGGACGGUGUCGUCCGGCUGUGGGACGUCCGCAUGGUAGCGGAAAAGGCCGCCUUCACGGUGGGCCAGUAUCCGUGCAAUGCGACCGCUUUUGACCCGAGCGGCAAGUGGCUCGCCGCUGGCUGCGACGACGGUCAGGUGCGUGUCUUUGAUACCGAGCUGGGAGAGCUACGGACCACGAUGACGGGCCACAGUGACGCGGUCCAAUGCUGCACCUUCGAUAGGAAGGGCCAGUGGAUGGUCACAGGCGGCAGCGAUGCCACAUUGCGCUUGUGGUGUUGA
Messenger RNA from Emiliania huxleyi CCMP1516, 1602 nucleotides. RefSeq lists its product as hypothetical. Gene Ontology annotation, molecular function: protein binding. NCBI's taxonomy places the organism in Eukaryota, Haptophyta, Isochrysidales, Noelaerhabdaceae. The transcript is spliced from 3 exons. The coding region runs from base 1 to 1602 and encodes 533 amino acids. The record is from RefSeq and is a predicted model, not a curated record.